Cordyceps militaris CM01 is the source of this 1884-nucleotide messenger RNA. RefSeq names its product glutaminyl-tRNA synthetase. The transcript has 3 exons. NCBI's taxonomy places the organism in Eukaryota, Fungi, Ascomycota, Sordariomycetes, Hypocreales, Cordycipitaceae. Gene Ontology annotation, molecular function: glutamine-tRNA ligase activity; ATP binding. Gene Ontology annotation, cellular component: cytoplasm; cytosol. The coding region runs from base 1 to 1884 and encodes 627 amino acids. Gene Ontology annotation, biological process: translation; glutaminyl-tRNA aminoacylation. The record is from RefSeq and is a predicted model, not a curated record.
AUGGCCGACGAACUCACAAAACCGAUGGCGAAGCUCCAGCUCGACGAGGAGACUGGUGAGAUGGUCUCCAAAGCAGAGCUGAAGAAGCGCCAGCAGAAGCGGGCAAAAAAGGCGGCUCAGGAAAAGGCUCGCCAAGAGAAAGCAGCCGCCGGCCCUGUCGAACAAAAGGCACCCACACCCAAGGUGGAAGAGGCCCCCAUCGACCCCGAGGCCAUGUUCAAGCAGGGCUUCCUCGACGACGUCUACAAGGAGCGCCCGGUCAAGAAUGUCAUUACACGUUUCCCGCCUGAGCCCAACGGAUACCUCCACAUUGGACACGCCAAGGCCAUUGCGGUCAACUUUGGUUUUGCCAAAUUCCACGGCGGCGUCACCUACCUCCGAUUUGACGACACGAACCCAGAGAAAGAGGAGGAAAAAUAUUUCAACGCUAUUCAGGAAGUUGUCAAAUGGCUUGGAUUCGAGCCCUACAAGGUCACCUACUCGAGUGAUAACUUUCAAAAGCUCUAUGAUUUGGCAGAGAAGCUGAUCAAUAUUGGCAAGGCCUACGUUUGCUACUGCGAGGAUACUGAUAUAAAGCUCCAGCGUGGUGGUGAAAAGGGGUCCAGCCCAAGAUACCGCUGCAAGCAUGCUGAUCAGACCCCCGAGGACAACCUGGCCAAGUUCCGUGACAUGCGCGAUGGCAAGUACAAACCUCGCGAAGCCUUCUUGCGCAUGAAGCAGGACAUUACGGAUGGUAACCCUCAGAUGUGGGAUUUGGCGGCGUACCGCAUAAAGACCGACACCCCUCAUCAUCGUACAGGAUGGGACUGGAAAAUUUACCCGACCUAUGAUUUUACACACUGCCUGUGCGAUAGCUUCGAGGAUAUCACACACUCGCUGUGCACUACCGAGUUCAUUCUCAGCCGUGUUUCGUACGAGUGGCUGAACAAGUCACUUGAAGUAUACGAGCCGAUGCAGAGAGAGUAUGGACGUUUGAACCUGACCGGCACAGUGCUUUCGAAGCGCAAGAUUCUUAAGCUGGUGGAGGAAAAGAUUGUUCGCGACUGGGACGACCCGAGACUGUAUACACUAAUUGCCAUCCGUCGUCGCGGUGUCCCUCCUGGAGCCAUCCUUGAAUUUGUCAAUGAGCUUGGCGUCACCACCAACAUUACCACUAUCCAGAUCCACCGUUUCGAGCAGAGCAUUCGCAAGUACCUUGAGAAAACGGUGCCGCGUCUGAUGAUGAUUCUCGACCCUAUACCUGUCGUCAUUGAGGACGCCGAGGAAAUUGAGAUUGACGUCCCCUUUUCUCCCAAGGAUCCUAAGAUGGGAUCGCACAAGGUCAAGUUCACACCGACAGUUUACAUUGAUCGCUCCGAUUUCCGUGAAGAAGACAGCAAGGACUACUUCCGUCUUGCGCCCGGCAAGUCGGUUGGCUUGCUCCAGGCGCCGUACCCCAUCAAGGCCACCUCUUUCACCAAGGAUGAGGCCACGGGUAAGGUCACAGAGGUUCGCGCCGUCUUUGACAAGGAGUUGAAAAAGGCGAAAACCUAUAUCCAGUGGGUUGGCACGGCUGGGUCGAGGAAAGUAGAGGCUCGCAUCCACAAUGCUCUGUUCAAGUCUGAGAAGCCGGAAGACGCCGAGGGAGGGUUCCUCAACGACCUGAACCCGGAGAGCGAAGUCAUUUAUCCCGAUGCCCUCAUCGAGUCGGGCUUUGACGAGGUCAAGCGUCGCGCCCCGUGGCCUGAGGCGGCGGGCGAGAGCGAACUCGGCAAGGGCGGACCGGAAAGUGUGCGCUUCCAGGCCCUCCGCGUUGCCUAUUUUGCCGUGGAUUCUGAUAGCACUGACGACAAGAUUGUCCUCAACCGCAUUGUGAGUUUGAAGGAGGAUGCUGGAAAGAAGUAA